UUGUAGUUUUCUGACAAAGUUGUCAAAUCUGUCAUGGCCUCGACAUCAUAUCAUAAUUUUCUUUCGUCCUACUUUUGUGUAUUACUGCGAUUUUAGUGCACUUCAUAAUUCCAGUGUUAAGAAAAUUUUAUGUAAACUGGGUAGAUAUUUUUUUACCCUAAUUCGGAGUCAAUUUAUUGUGAUUUAAUUACUGUGUUACAGAGAUAGUGUCGGUCGAACAAAUACAUUGAAGUGCUCGUGAGUACAUACGGUUUAAAAAGAUACUGAAUCAAUAUAAUUUUUGUGCUACGUUUGAACUAAAAUUGUGGUUAAUAGUUGUUGAGUUAAAAAUGUCGGAGGUCCUAUCGGGUCGUGUGUCUAAGCACAAGCGGGACCGUCGCGUUAAGAAUAGCACAGUACUGAGAAUGAUGGCAAUAAUGCAGGAAGGGAAUAGUGAGGUACCGAAGGAAUUUUUGGAGACUGGCCGGACGGGGCGCAGGAACGCGAUGCCGGACAUAAUGCACCCGCAGGGCGCCGAGGUCAGCACCGCAGACCUGCCCUCGAGGUUACAGCAGCUCACUGCCACUGACACUCCUCACUCUCAAGCCGACGCUUCAACCAGCGCAGCAAGUAUCCCGGCGCCGCAGAAAAUCGAAGAGCCCAAGGAGAAGGACAGCACGAACAGUUGAGCUGCUUCCCACACUCACAGUCCCCGAGGACUGCACUGGACUUGCCCAAAGCUAAAGUAAUCUCAAUCAGGUAAAUAGUAUUACUAAGCACUGAGUAAUGUAGGCCCACCUUUUAGGGAUGGUACGGUGUACAAAUAUAGCUCUAAUGUCUAGUGCGACAAAGUAGAAAUUGCAUAAUUAAUAAGUAUUUAAGAUUUUUAUGUAGAUGGGCGCUUUGUCGAAUUUAUAUUGUUUGAAAUUACCUGCAGUUUUAUCUGUUCCCGACUGGGCGUUAAACGUCGUGUAUGUUAAUAGGUUUUCGUUUAUUGUUAGAGAAUUAAUGGAACAAUUAUGCAGCUAAUCGUAUAUGUUCACUUUGUUUAUAUUACCUUUGUAAUGAAUGUUGUAAGUAUACAAAGCCCGUGUGUUAUAUUUUAAUGGGCAAGUUUUGUAUAAAAGUGAUCGAUAUUUAAGAGUGUUGAUGUAAAGAUUGGAAUUAGACAAUACUGAUAUAUGUAUAGAAAAUGAAUGUCGAUAGGAAGUUAUUGCUUGUGAUUGAUUUGGCAGCUUUUGCAAAACUUACUGUGGGAAAGGAAAAAUAUUUCAGUUAUAUAAAUUCCAAAUUUAAACAGAGAUUAAAAUUGUAUUACCACCUUAAAGGUUUUAACCUUUUUGGUCAGUGUCCAAAGCAACGUGUUAGGCUUAAGCAUGUGAAUAGUUGUCGUGAAUGCCUGACAUUCAACGCAGAUAGCUUUAACAGUACCUAGCAUUUACAUGAGAUUGUGAGUUAUACAAAACAGUAUCAUACAAUGCAGAGAUUAUUGUUAUUAUUGAACGCACACACAUGAGAAAGGUUGCUCAAGGUUACUUCGUCUCUUUUCAAAGAUCUAUUUAAAGUAAAUUGAACAGAAUUUCGUCAUGUCUAUUAAAUACCAGAACUUUGCUAAUUUAUCCAGUACCACGUGUGGUCACCCGUCAUCGGCAGAAAUAGUUGUCAAUGACAGGAGAUUGCAAAAACACUAAAAUACAUAACGCAAAAUGAUAUAAAACAGUUUUAAAUGAAAUAGAGCUGAGCCUUGGUACUUUGAGUAGAAUUUUGUAACAGAGUAAUACUAAACCUUACUUUGAGGACCAUUAUUAACUGCAUAAUGUAAGACCGAUGGGGUUUGCAAUUUAUUGUUUUAUGGCCAGCAUGUGACGGCUGUACAAAUUUUGUUAGUGGUCACACUGCUCUUACGCAAUCGCACAAAAAUACUUGCUGCACAUAUUACAGAAUUAUUUAAGACAGCUUCAAGAAAUUAAUAUGAUUGAUGUGUGCAGUGUCACCGGCAGUAGUCACGUGUUUUUGAUUAGUUUUAAUUACAUCGUAACUUGAUAGCAGCUGAAUCGCCCUUAACACAUUAGUGUACUAGCUUUAUUUACACAUUUUAUUAUUCUAAAUGUUUUCUCGGUGUUCCGUAGCUCUAAGUUCCUAAGUACGCUUAAUUCAGCUUGAUUUCUAAUAUUUCUUAGACGUAUAAUGAUUUGAAGAGUACAAUAUUAUUUUGAAAUAUUUUUUAUCUUUAGAACGAGAUAAGUUCCGUACAUUUGGUGCUGUUCGAAUUAUGUUUAUUUAUUGUGUAUAAAAUAUACGUAAAUUGUAUAGUUUAGUAGUGAAUAUUUUUAAUUAGGUAUGUUCUUCUUGUUUCGAACAAAAGUAUCUCGCGUAUGUAAUAUGUAAAUCUUCAGAAAGAGGCUUCUGUAAAAAAUAAUACUGAUAAUUAAAAAGGAAAACCAACUUUUGGAAUGUAAAAACAAAAUCAUCAGUGGGUUCAAACUGCGUCAUUAACGCUUAAUAUUUCUUCAUCUAGGGAUUCUAGAUGUCGUUCGCUCGUCUUCGGCAACGAUGACAAAUGAUCUUACUUCAUUAAAUUAAAAGCAGUCGCUAUUAAAAAGUUAGUACUAAUUUGCUCGCCAACGUAAAAUUCACUUGCUAUGCCAAAGUCAUCGACUGACAUCACCAUCGAGGCUGUAACUACAAUUUUAUUGUAGCUAUCUCUAUCUGUAGAGUAGGUCAUAGAUAGUUAUAGAGUUGAUGUUAGAAAUACUAAUGUCUACAGCUUUAUGUUUAUGGUAGAAUUUUGAUAUGUGAAUUAUGCUUUGUAUGUUUUCAAUAUGGCAACACUUACAGAAAUGAUUCAUUCUAAUCAUAUGCAUUUCAUCUAUUUUCAUUCAGGCACAUAUUAUUUCUAGAUAACUAUGUCAAAUACGUAAUAUUAUUUAAUGAACUUUUACUUAAAAAAUAAUUUCAAGAAAUGGUUAAAGUUCGAAUCUCACUGAAGUACAUAUUCUAAGAAUAUUUAUUUUGGUCUAUACUCUAGGGUAAGUGAAGGAAGUGUAUUUCGCCUUCUAUUAGUGGUUCAUUCUUACUUACAUAUCCAUAAGUUCUUACAAAAAUUAUAUUAAGCACAGCUGUGAGUCUAUGCCUUAAGUAUAUAAACUAUUUACUAGGUAGACCAGCGGUACUCAAUCUUUGAUGUGUAUUGUGUAGAAGUUUGAGUAAAAGAUUCUCUCAUUUAAACGGAAAGAGUCGCUCGAGUGAGUGUUGAGUGUCGCUGGAUUAUAGAGUAGACUAAUUUCAUACUUGUAUAAAAGUUAGGCAAGGUGGAUGAAGUGAAUAGCAACCAAAUGUUACAGUCAAAAAUAUUACAAUAGCGGACUUUAUGCCUAAGGCAUUCUCGUCCUCACAGUCUUUGCAACCAGUCAACCAAUUAAUGGUGCAGUUUAAGAAGAAAUAGAUAAACAUUAUAUACAUUCGUGUAUGAAACGGUAGAUAUGUUACUUGCGGUUACAAGUUUAUUGAAAUAAUUUAGAAGACGAUUCAAAUAUCUAAAUAACAUGACACCUUCAUGCCAGUUCGUUAGAAAUAAAAGCGCAGCAUAGUUGAAUCCUGUGUUAUGCUAAUGAUUGUUAUCCCAGUUGACCACAUAAUGAUAUGAUUGGUAAAAUAACUUCAGUGAUACAGUCCCAUCCACCUUGUUGACUUAUUCUAAAGCACGAACAACUUUUUAUACUUAAACUGCCUUAAUAUAUCUUCCUCAUCUUGAACAUCGAAUUUCAACGUAUUUCGCGGCCUAUUCGGUGUUUCGGUGUUACUAUCUACAAAAUUAUAUAUCCUACUAAAAUUACGUAAUUUCCUGUUCUUGUAAUAAUAAGUUCCGAUUUUGCAAUGUUAUGUAUUAUGUACGUAUCUUUUGGUAAAUGUGCAUUAACCUGGUUUAAGAAAUCUGGCUGCAAAACCAGCAUUUAGAUUGUAAUCUGGUGUAAUGCAACUCUUUAUGAUUCUACUUUCCUCAAUUUAAUUUAUUUUAGUAAAAAAUAAAUGUUAAAACAUUAUGUACUUUCUAUACGUAAGACAAUUUAAUGGUUAAUGUCAAUUGUUUUUACUUAAUUGGUUAUGCAUGGCACAUUAUACUGUAACAAUAUUACCAAAUACGUAUUAAAAUUUAUUAUUAUAACAUUUACGUAACGCUAUUAUAUUAUUGUGUAGAAACUGUGAUCUUUCGUACAAAAGGUAAAGAACUGAGUGACGCAAUUAACUUGAAUAUGUUAAUGGUUAUAAAUGUCAAUUACUUCAAGCCAUGUCUGUUUAACUUAAUGUAUUAAAAAAACAACAAGCAACCAUGAUUGUAAUUCUUAAUGAAUCUGUAAAGGCUUUUAAAGUGACGGAUGACGCACGUUUAAAAGACAAACGAUUGUAAAAUAACUACAUAAGUGCACAAAUCAUGCAACGCUUGCAAUCUUUUCAGAUUUAUUUAUGAAAACUACUGUAUUGUAUUUAUUAAUUACAACACCAUAACGUACGUAUGACCGAUCAACAUAUUUUAAAACUGAAAUAGAUAUUUUUUUACAUGGCAACUAAACUAAGUACAUGGCAGCACUGCUAAUUGGAUUAAGUAUUUGUAGUUAUUCUACAUGCAUUUUAUCACGAGUUUUACUCGAAAUCAUCAUCAAUUAUUUACGAAAGUAACAAUUCAAUCUUAUAUCUCGUUUAAAAUCUUACUACUUUUAUAUGAGCAACUAAACUAUUAUUUUAUAGUGAGUUAUGUGGACUUUACAACACCUUGAAAGCUAAUUAUGUCACCUAUUUCGUCUUAUCAAAGCGUAAAAAGUGUGAACCAAAUAAAUAAAUAAUAUUUAAAGAGAUACUUUGGCGUGUUCACUAAAACAAAGUCACAUUUGAGUUCACUGUAAAAGUAGUAAGGUCUAAAAUAAUGUAACUAUUUCUUUUAGAUCUCUGAUAUCGUAAUAUUGUGAUCGUCACCGUAGCUAUAGCUUUGUUUAUAUGGGCUGUAAAUAUACAUGUUUACUGUAGUAUUGUUUACGUAUUUAUUAUACGGUAAUUUAUUAUUUAAGUAAGUGAUACGUAGCUUCACGUCAUCGAAUACAUUGAAAACAUUGUUUUAAACUUUCAGGGUGUCUACCGCCAUAUUUUAAAGUCAUUCAUUGCAACUGUAAAACGCGUAGAGUUGCGUCUUUUUUCACAGAUGCUGUCAUUACUUUAAGCAGUUGUGGUAGACCCUCUAGACUGUGUGAGAUGUAAUAAAUCCUUAGUUUCAUAUCACUUAUUGCACUGAAGUUAAUGAAUCCUUUUUCUUCGGUUUAUCAGCCGUAUACACAACCAACACUUAACAUUACUAUCUUCAUAAAAUUGGUUAUACCUGUCGCUAUAUACGUACAUACAUGAAUGAAGAUUUUAAAUUAAGUGAUAUUUGUGAAUACCGCUUUAACAAUAGUCAUGGAAUAAAAAAUCAAGGAUAAGCUUUAUCGAUUACGUUUUUGUGUUUAAUCGUUUUAUAGCUUCCCUCUAGUUUUCAAGGAAAUGUGUGUUUGAAACUAAAAUAUAUAAAAGACAACAGGUUUUUAACCAAAUAUUGGUAUUCGUAUAGCCAUAUAUCUACGUAUAAAAUAGGUGUAACAUACCGAGAUAUUCAAUUCAUUGUCAUAUUGUAAUGGUGCAAUUUGAAAUCCAUAAGAUCAAGUUAGUAAGUUAUUGGGAAAUAGAAUUAAUGAAUUUGUAUCGUUUUGUAUCUAGUUUGCUGUGUAGCAAACAAAGAUAAAAAUAAAAAUGUAAAAAGUU
This is a messenger RNA of Trichoplusia ni (cabbage looper), 5766 nucleotides long. RefSeq lists its product as uncharacterized. Gene Ontology annotation, biological process: negative regulation of cAMP-dependent protein kinase activity. Bases 330 to 668 code for a protein of 112 amino acids. Gene Ontology annotation, cellular component: cytoplasm; nucleus. Gene Ontology annotation, molecular function: cAMP-dependent protein kinase inhibitor activity. Lineage: Eukaryota; Metazoa; Arthropoda; Insecta; Lepidoptera; Noctuidae. The transcript is spliced from 3 exons. The record is from RefSeq and is a predicted model, not a curated record.